Molecule: messenger RNA, 2786 nt
Organism: Notechis scutatus (mainland tiger snake)
Lineage: Eukaryota; Metazoa; Chordata; Lepidosauria; Squamata; Elapidae
Gene: MTBP
Product: MDM2 binding protein
Biological process (GO): traversing start control point of mitotic cell cycle; protein localization to kinetochore; regulation of protein ubiquitination
Cellular component (GO): kinetochore
Source: RefSeq, a predicted model, not a curated record
GGCGCGGGAGGUUUAACCGCGUCGGCGUCAGUCAUGGACCGCUAUCUGCUCUUCCUCAGUUGGCGGCUCCGGGGCGGCCAGACGGAUCCCGGAGGCUUUUCAGGUUUGACAGCUGAAAAUAUUUAUAACUUGCUCAAAAUAAAUUGCAGUCCCUCUCUAAAGGCAACAUUUGAAACUUUCCCAGCAUGUUCUCUUACUGGGAUUCCAUAUGUGAAAGAAUGGUAUUUUGCAGUUCAGUCAAUAUGUGGAUUUUCUCAGUUUUCUAGUACUGACUGGGAGGACAUCAGUAUUAAUGAAGAGACAGAUCAAAGCAAAACCUCUAUUCAAAGAAAUAUUGAAGGAUAUCUUGGUGAUCAGCAUGUUGAGGAAGAAGACGACAAUAGGGAAUCUGUAUCACUCAUUGAUCUAUAUGAAGAAUCUGCGGAGAGCAUACAUCUUUUAGCUGAUAAACUUCCUACUCCUGGAAAAGCCAUGGUUGAUGUUAUUCUCCAGUCUUCAGAAACAGACGCCCCUCAAUUAAAAGACUGUUUACCUGUCAUUGGUGCUCUAAAACACCUAAGAGAAUGGCAUGCAGCAAAGAUCACUAUCAUAGCAAACAAAAGCAACAGUGCUUGGCAAAAAUUUGCAGAAUAUCUUUCUGCUGAUAUAUUAGCUCUUGAAAACGUACAAGACAGUAUUGAUUCAAGGGAACUGUGGAGAGGAAAGAUUCAAAUCUGGGAACAAAAGUUUGGAUCUGAAAUCACAUUUCCAGAUUUUUGUAUAAAAGGCCCUGCAUCUGGAAGGCCAUUCAGCCCCUUCUGCUUAAAUACUUUCUCUGCUGCUGAUGAAAAUAAACAGUCAAAGAAUACCAAUAUUCACUCUGCGAAGGUGUUCCAUUAUUACAGUCCUGCUUUAAAAUUUGUACAGAUGGUGCUGUUGACUCACCUGCCAGCAUGUUUAAUGUCGAACCUCCAUUUUGAGCUGGCUUUGGCUAGAACUGAUGCUGAGAAGAAGUCUCUCCUCUUGUGGGAUCAGCUUUCUUCGCUACAUGGAAAGGUAGGAGCUUUAUUCGUACUGCCUUGCAGUAUAAGCAGUAUGUUGAAUCCUGUACCCAGCCAGCUAAGCUCAAAAAAAUGGAAGGAAUGCAUAGCUGAGAAACACAAAGGUCUCAGCAUUCCAGAAGUUGAACUUAAAGGAGAAACUUGCAAUUAUUAUUUCUUGGUGCAAGGCAAUGGCUAUGGAGGAUGUAAAGCAACAGUAAUCUAUUCAGCCAAUCAGAUCAAUGGUUCUGUCCCUCUUGCAGAAAGUAUAAGAAAGCUGACAACAGCAGGAGAAGAAACAGAAGCAGGUUUCUUUGAAAAGUUUCUCCAAGGUUUCCCACAUUUUUACGGAGAACAGAUUUUACAAAGAGAGAAGAAACUGGCUCAGUUCCAAACACUGGUUUUGAAUCACUGCUUGAAGAGACAAACGUUUGCUGGGCACCCACCUGUAGCUUUAAAGAAUGAACUGCAAUAUCUAUUAGCCUUCACCAGGGAACGUUUUUUUGACUUAUGGAAGGUUAGCCAUCCAAGUACUGUUUAUCCAGGAGCAACGAUUAAAACUAGAGAUGAAGAAGCAAUUGAUGAACCAAAGCUAAAAGAUUCAAAUCCUUUGAAGUGGCCUGAAAGAAAUGUUCUGCAGAACUUGGAAAAUUCUGAGAAGAUUAAGCAAAGAACAAGAGUUUCUGAACAGUGGCUGGGCCAUAAAAAUGGCCAGAAGGAUUCAGUAUUACUUGAUGCCAGGGAGUUGCUUAAGUACUUCACUGCAGAAGGCUUGCCUGUUGGAGAUCUGCAGCCCUUACACAUUCCAAAAAGUGACAGUGCUUUUCUGACACCUGAACUGACACCUCGAAAACUGAGAGCUUUACCGUUUGAAAAAGCUGCUGGCUGCCACUACCACGGUCUUGAGUAUUGCCUGGACCACAGAAGAGCUUUGGAAAGAGACGGGGAGUUUGCUGAACUUCAGUCUCGGCUUAUCCGUUUUGAAACUCAGACCACCUGCACCAAGGAGUCCUGCCCUAUGCCCUGGGUCUUGAGUCCCCUGCCGUCCCCGGCGGUUUUGUCCGAGCCUGGAAGUGUCCCUGACGGAGAAUCUUCACAGAGAGACCUCCAGAUGGAGAGGUCUAAGCUGAAACGGCGAUCGAAAGAUAUAGAGAGCUUUGGUUCCAACAAAAGUUUACUGCAGUCUGAAAGCACAGAUUCUGCCUUGUCCCAGGCGAUCAGAAUCAGCAGGAGUCACCAAGCAACAGUUGUCCCAAAGAAGUGCUUGAAGACUUCAACCCCACUGCCCUCUGCGGCGGUCAAAUCUUCUCAGAAUUGGGUGGUGAACAAAGAAACUUCCAGGAGCAACUCAGCAAGCCAGAACUGUAAUAACGAAUCAGAGACACCGAAGCCUGGGAAGGAAUCGAGGUCUCAGAAGCAUACACGGAUGCUGAAGGACGUAGUGAUGAGUACUCUUGAGAAGCAUGGCGUUGCAAGAGACCACAAGUGCUUCACAACAUGCAGUCAACGUUUAUUUGAAAUAUCCAAGUGUUACUUAAAGGAUUUGAAAACAUCUCGAGGUCUGCUGGAUGAAAUGAAAAAAGCUGCUAUCAGCAAUGUUCAACAGGUCAUUGAUUGGGUUUUAGAAAAAAACAAGAAGUGACAAGUGCAGCACACUGAGAACAUAACUUAAAAGUGUCUUGUUGGUAGAUAUGCCUGAAGUUUGGCAGUACCUGCCACGUGAUGCUCUCAAAUCUUUUGAGAUAAUUAAAUUGAUCUUGGAAGUUA